Molecule: messenger RNA, 2329 nt
Organism: Diprion similis
Lineage: Eukaryota; Metazoa; Arthropoda; Insecta; Hymenoptera; Diprionidae
Product: carbohydrate sulfotransferase 11
Exons: 7
Coding region: 313-1359 (348 amino acids)
Biological process (GO): carbohydrate biosynthetic process
Cellular component (GO): membrane
Molecular function (GO): sulfotransferase activity
Source: RefSeq, a predicted model, not a curated record
AGUUGCGGAACGAGAAACGAAACGUGACAGGAAUUUUUCAAGAAUCGUCUAUAUAGCUUUUCUCUAGACACUCGCGAGUUCUUAUCGUUUUCAAAUAUCUCCGCUAACUAUCGGCAUAUUUUUUGUUUGUUCUCUCGUUUUCGGUUUUUUGUGGAUCGUUUUUUAAAAAAAGCUCGUUGUGAAGUUUAAGUGUAUUUAUUUCCUCUAUUUUCUUUCAUAAUUAAACUUCGAUGUCUUUUCUCCACGUUGCAGUGACGAUUUCUCGAUAAGGUUCGGUAUGAGUACAGGAGGUUUUCUCAACGUGGCGACAAGAUGACGAGACGUAAUGUUUUGGCGGGUGCACGCCGCGCCAUCCUCUUUGGAGGGGUCCUGGCUCUGCUUAUCCUGGCAUUGUCAAACCCGGACAAUUCUAACGAAAUAUCCCAGCCGGUUGUCGCGGAGGAGGAAACGAUGACCAUCGAGGAGCGCAUAAUGGAGGAGGAAAGGUUGGUGGAAACGGAGUAUCGACUAGCCGACAGACGUAGUUUCCUGGCGCAAAAGUGCUCGGAGGAGGGCUUGGACAGGCCUGGAAACGACUCGCUCCACAAACCGAACGCCUGGGAGUUCCUCGUUAAUAGGCAGCAUCACCUCGUCUGGUGCAACAUCUUCAAAGCCGCCUCAACCUCAUGGAUGUACAACUUCAAUCUACUCGCUGGGUACAGCCCGCAGUUUUUGAAGGCGUCAAAAGCAGUUCCGCUGACAUUGGCACGUCAGAGGUACCCGAGACCGACGGCAAAAGAACUCGCGACGUAUUUGAACGACAGUGUAAGUUUCCUGAUAGUUCGUCAUCCGUUCGAGAGACUUUUGAGCGGUUACAGAGAUAAGCUUGAACAGAGUCUGCCCAACACGUAUCACAGCAAACUUGGAGUCCACAUUUUGUCGCAUUACAGAAAAAAGACGCCGAAUGGCGGUCGCCAAGGUCCAAGAUAUCCGCUUUUCGAAGAAUUUGUCAGAUGGCUUUUGUGCGAAUGGAAAGCCGGCAACGAGUUGGACAUGCAUUGGACACCGAUUGCCAAUUUUUGCACACCGUGUCAAGUGAGGUUCGACGUAAUAGCGAAGUUUGAAACUCUCCACGACGAUCAAAAUUUUCUCAUAAAACACGCCCACGUAGAUCACAUCAUCAAACCGGAGUGGAAAAAUCCGACUCGCGGUACGCAGACGAAAAACGUUGUGAAAAGUUACUUCAAGCAGCUCACCAAAUCUCAAAUCCGAGAUCUUUAUCAAAUGUUCAGGUACGACUUUAUCCUGUUCGAUUAUUCGCCGGACGAUUAUUUCGAACUUGGAAGAGAAGACGAAGCGACGACUUUGUCGCCUAAAUAAUUAGAAAAACGAGACUUGGAAAAUCGCAUCCACUGUGAAGGUGAAAAUCGAGAUCGAAAAAACGGGGGAAAAAAUACGGAGAAAAGUGAGUGUGAAAGAAAAAAAAAAUAAUAAUAAUAAUUGGGACGCUGAUAGACACGCGACUGCAGCAGAUGACAAGGGAAAAUAAAAUGCGAAGACUGACGGCUCUUGGACGUGAGAGAGAAAAAGGAGAAGAUAUCGCAAAGACAGAAGGGGAGAAAUUACUGCAAGACACCCAUCUUCCACUUCUAUUGAUUUCACCCUUCCAGACAGCUAACUCAAGCCCUAAAAAUGCUUAAACAGGUUUCCCCUGUAGACACGAAAGCUUUAAUUAGAAACAAAAAUAUUUUCCCCCCUGAAACUUUGUUUCCAUCAUGAGAAAAGUAAAGUGUCGGGGAAAUUUUUUUUUUUUUUUUUUUAUAUCCAAAGUAACCGGGUGAGUGUAAAAGUACGAAUAAAAUAUAACGAAGUGCAGAAAAUUGAUAAGUUCAAAUAAAUAAAAAUGUGGAUACACGAACGUUAUCUAAUUGUAAGUUUUUAUCCAUAGCCUUAAUUGAUCGAUCGAUCCUCAAAUUACCAUCCAAAGAUGAUACAACAGAUAUUUGAAAAAUUUAUUAUCAGCACCAAUUUCAAUUCUCUCUCACUGCAAUAAUUGUAUUUUUAAUCUCUACUUCGAAAUGCGAUUUAACUAAUAUCUGAACUGCAGUUAAAAAUAACUUCUCCGCGUUGAGUAGUAAAACGAAAUGAAUAAUAAAUAAUAGCAAUAAUAAAUUAGGGAAAAGCAAAAUUAAACCGGCAACUGCACGAUAAAAUUUUCAAUACUAUAAGGUUGAAUUUAUACACUUUCCUUAAUCCGUCACGUGUGUGACGUGUGUUUUUGCGUGCAUUUCUGUGUAUUUUCAGACAAUUUUCAACCGUAGACUUUGCAGUUCAAUGAUUCGUUAAAGAA